Messenger RNA from Prorocentrum cordatum, 703 nucleotides. NCBI's taxonomy places the organism in Eukaryota, Dinophyceae, Prorocentrales, Prorocentraceae. The record is from the annotation of a GenBank genome assembly.
AUGCUGCAGGGCAACGCGACCCCCUCCGGAGACCUCCAGAACCGUGGGAGCAUCGCUUUCCUAUGCAGGCCACCUUUGUUCAGGUUCGUUCAAGAGCUGCACGGCGCAGAGUUGACGAUAGCAGCCACGGUCGGCUCCCAGUCCGAGGUGAUGGACGCCAGGCAGGACCGCCCCGCUAUAGUUGGAAAGCGGGUCCGGCUGCGAAGCUCGAUGACGUUGACCGCGAGUUACGCCCGUCUGCGCAGCGAGCCGGGCAUAGCCAUCAUCUGGCUGUGGCUCCUGCUCGCACUUCUGCUGGCAAGGUGCCGCGGGCGGCGGCGACCGGCGCGGCGGGGCGGGCGCGGAGCGGGGCGGCCGCGAGCGCGGGGCGCUGGGCAGGCUGGGCGGCCCCGAGUGGGUGGCCGCCAUGCUGCAGAGGGAGCCCCCGUGCCUCAACCUGAACGCCGUCGCCCCGUCCCCCAGCCGGGUGAACCGCGUCAAGGUGAACGAGGACGUCGACAGCAUGCAGCAGUACGGCUCCCAGAUGAUCCCGGGCAGGACCUUGCUGCAAGGCCUCUUCCAGAGCUUGCUGGAGGGCGUGCGGUUCCCGCCCUCGGACUUGGAGCUGAGCUGGCGCACCCGCGAGCACGUCCAGGGCCCCACGGGCUUCGCGGGCGCGCUGGAGAAGCAGCUGCCUCCCGAACCUGGUCCAAGGUCAAAGAAG